This is a messenger RNA of Phlebotomus papatasi, 477 nucleotides long. RefSeq names its product 60S ribosomal protein L30 (gene RpL30). NCBI's taxonomy places the organism in Eukaryota, Metazoa, Arthropoda, Insecta, Diptera, Psychodidae. The record is from RefSeq and is a predicted model, not a curated record. Gene Ontology annotation, cellular component: cytosolic large ribosomal subunit. The transcript has 4 exons. Bases 94 to 438 code for a protein of 114 amino acids. Gene Ontology annotation, molecular function: structural constituent of ribosome; RNA binding.
UAAUUGUGGUUCGAAAUUGAAGGGGGCGCCUCGAUCUUUCCUUUUCAAUCUUUGCAGCGUGAAGAGUGACUUUUUGUGAAAUAAAGCCCAAAAAUGGUUACACAAAAGAAGCAGAAAAAGGCUUUGGAGAGCAUCAAUGCUCGUUUGGCUCUUGUGAUGAAAUCCGGAAAGUACUGCCUGGGAUACAAGCAGACCCUCAAGACCCUGCGCCAGGGCAAGGCUAAAUUGAUCAUCAUUGCCAACAACACUCCGCCACUGAGGAAAUCCGAGAUUGAGUACUACGCCAUGCUGGCCAAGACUGGUGUUCAUCACUACAGUGGCAACAAUAUCGAGCUGGGAACUGCCUGUGGUCGCUACUACCGUGUCUGCACCCUCUCCAUCACAGAUGCCGGAGACUCAGACAUCAUUCGUACCCUUCCGGAAACCCAGACUCAAUAAAUUUGAGGAUGAAUAAAAUGAAUUUUAUCCACAAAAAAA